CCGAGCGAGCCGGAGAGCGAGCGGAGCCAGAGCGCUGCGGGCUCACAAAGCGGCCGGACGCGCGGCGGCGGGUGGCAGGAGCGUAGGAGAGCGAGCCGGCUGAUAGCCUCCUCCGCGACCGCGCCACGCGAGCUCGAGCAACUCGGACGCGGCGACCCGGGCCGGCCCCCACGAUGCCAGCGAUCGCGGUGCUGGCGGCGGCGGCCGCGGCGUGCUUCCUCCAGGUCGAGAGCCGGCACCUGGACGCGCUGGCCGGCGGCGCGGGCCCCAACAACGGCAAUUUCCUAGACAAUGACCAGUGGCUGAGCACCGUCUCCCAGUACGACCGGGACAAGUACUGGAACCGCUUUCGAGACGAAGUUGAGGAUGAUUAUUUCAGAAACUGGAAUCCCAACAAGCCCUUUGACCAAGCCCUGGACCCAUCCAAAGACCCCUGCCUGAAGGUGAAAUGCAGCCCUCACAAAGUAUGUGUGACCCAGGACUACCAGACCGCCCUAUGUGUCAGCCGCAAACACCUGCUGCCCAGGCAAAAGAAGGGGAGUGUGGCCCACAAGCACUGGGUCGGACCAUCGAAUCUGGUGAAGUGCAAGCCCUGCCCCGCGGCGCAGUCGGCUAUGGUCUGCGGCUCCGACGGCCACACCUACACGUCCAAGUGCAAGUUGGAGUUCCAUGCUUGUUCCACUGGCAAAAGCCUCAGCAUCCUCUGUGACGGGCCCUGUCCAUGUCUCCCGGAGCCUGAGCCACCAAAACACAAGACAGAAAAGAAUGCCUGCACAGAUAAGGAGUUGAGGAACCUCGCGUCCCGCCUGAAAGACUGGUUUGGAGCCCUUCACGAGGAUGCCAACAGGGUCAUCAAGCCCACCAUCUCUGAUGCAGCUCAAGGCAGAUUUGACACCAGCAUCCUGCCCAUCUGCAAGGACUCCCUGGGCUGGAUGUUCAACAAGUUGGACAUGAACUAUGACCUCCUGCUUGACCACUCAGAGAUCAAUGCCAUCUACCUGGAUAAGUAUGAGCCCUGUAUCAAGCCUCUCUUCAACUCCUGUGACUCCUUCAAGGAUGGCAAGCUCUCCAACAACGAGUGGUGCUACUGCUUCCAGAAGCCUGGAGGUCUCCCUUGCCAGAAUGAAAUGAACAGGAUUCAGAAGCUGAGCAAGGGGAAAAGCCUGUUGGGAGCAUUCGUCCCUCGGUGUAACGAGGAGGGCUAUUACAAAGCCACGCAGUGCCACGGCAGCACGGGGCAGUGCUGGUGUGUGGAUAAAUACGGCAACGAGCUGGCCGGCUCCAGGAAACAGGGCGCCGUGAGCUGUGAAGAGGAGCAGGAGACGUCAGGGGAUUUUGGCAGUGGCGGCUCUGUGGUCCUGCUAGAUGACCUAGAGGACGAACGGGAGCUGGGACCAAAGGACCAAUUGGGGAAACCGAGGGUGCACACCCGAGCAGUGACAGAGGAUGAUGAGGAUGAGGACGACGACAAAGAGGACGAGGUGGGCUACAUAUGGUAGUCCCCACGAGGACGAGGACACGAGGUUUGCACAGAUUUGCGAGUCACUUCCUACUCCUGCAUUUGUAUCUAAGACUCCACAGCACCAAGGCCUCUGCUCCAUUGUGGCUCUCUGUACCCGACCUGAGGUUUGGAAGACUGCUCCUUGUCCCCAGAGCAUUCUGGUCUUGCAUACAGUUGUGUGGGAAGAAGGGUGUUGUGUUUUGUUUCUUAGACAGGGGAGCAGCUGGCUGAAUUAGAGCCUCCUUCCCUCCCGUGAGAUUUUUGCAAUGAGCAUGUGAUGUAUGUGGGAUUCUGACGGUGCAGGGAGCCCCCACCUUGUAAACGUCCAAGAUGCUUUUCGAUUACCCACACCAGUGGUCAUUCCAGCAUGGUUCCCGGCCUUACGGUGUCUAAGUGCUUUUCUUGUGUCCUGUAGAUGUCGUGGAAAACACACCACACUGUACUUUCUUCCGCCCUAUCCCCACCGCCCCUCGUGUUAAUAAUUAAAAAUUAGUUUUUCAUAUCACUCUAUCUGGCUUCCUAUAAACAACAGCCUUAAUUCAGUCAAGAGUUCCUUUGUGGGAAUUUUAUGAACAAUGGCGUCUGGAUGCUUC
Molecule: messenger RNA, 2094 nt
Organism: Ailuropoda melanoleuca (giant panda)
Lineage: Eukaryota; Metazoa; Chordata; Mammalia; Carnivora; Ursidae
Gene: SPOCK1
Product: SPARC (osteonectin), cwcv and kazal like domains proteoglycan 1
Exons: 12
Coding region: 174-1499 (441 amino acids)
Biological process (GO): anatomical structure development
Molecular function (GO): calcium ion binding; protein binding; collagen binding
Source: RefSeq, a predicted model, not a curated record